Hyaloscypha bicolor E is the source of this 446-nucleotide messenger RNA. RefSeq lists its product as uncharacterized. The transcript has 2 exons. Lineage: Eukaryota; Fungi; Ascomycota; Leotiomycetes; Helotiales; Hyaloscyphaceae. Bases 52 to 408 code for a protein of 118 amino acids. The record is from RefSeq and is a predicted model, not a curated record.
UAUCCAAGCCUUCGAAAGCAGAAGUUCGACUUACCAAGACCCAACUUCAAGAUGUUGACGCUCAAGGAGCCAUCAAUGGAGAUGGAUACAAUCAAGUACAUGAACGUCUCCUCCUACAACCCAAACCAACCAACCUACCACCCUCUCGCCUGCAAUCUGCAAACAUGUCCGCUCAUCUACGCCUACCUAAUGUACGACCCAACACUUGCAGGCAACGCACCCUUCCACUCCAUUUUCUCAUUGCUCCUCCCCUUCAGAUCUUCCUCGGGCUCCACUACCGCACCUCCGGGAUCCUCGCGGCAACCUUCCUCGGUCUAUCAACAGAGAUCACCGGCUACGUAUGAUAAACAAAGGAACACAUCUCGGGCCCAGUGGUCAGUCUACUCCUCUUCGGGUUCAUGUGCAUAGAGUUUGCAUGGAGAGUGCAUAAACACCACGAGGAGCUG